Molecule: messenger RNA, 2784 nt
Organism: Hemicordylus capensis (graceful crag lizard)
Lineage: Eukaryota; Metazoa; Chordata; Lepidosauria; Squamata; Cordylidae
Gene: PPP1R2
Product: protein phosphatase 1 regulatory inhibitor subunit 2
Exons: 6
Coding region: 181-921 (246 amino acids)
Biological process (GO): regulation of signal transduction
Molecular function (GO): protein phosphatase inhibitor activity
Source: RefSeq, a predicted model, not a curated record
AACAGCGGUGCCCAGGCGGACCCCGGGCGAGCUCGCGUGGCCGCGAGUUCCGCAGGCGGCGGUGGAGCCAGGCGGGGGGCGUGGUGGCGGCGGCGGCGGCGCUCGCUUGUGACGCGCCUGCGCAGAGCGCGCCAGGCUGCUGCUGCUGCGCUGCGGGCGGAGGAGGACUCGGAGGCCGCCAUGGAGCCGCCCAAGUCGUCGCCGUCCUCCUCGUCGCGCCCGGCGCCGGUCAAGGGCAUCCUCAAGAACCGCUCCGGCAGCGGCGGCGGCGGCGGCGGAGGGCUGGGCCUGGCCGCCGCCGCCCACCACAGCCCCGCCAAGGCGGCCCGGCCCCCGGAGGCCGAAGCCCCGCCGCGCAGGCGCCCCCCCGGCCGAGACCAGCCCCAGCAGCCGCCGCCGCCGCCGCCGCCGCCCCAGGAGGAGCCCGAGCCGCCGGAGCCCGGGAAGAAGAGCCAGAAGUGGGACGAGAUGAACAUCCUGGCCACCUACCACCCGGCCGGCAAGGACUACGGCCUCAUGAAGAUCGACGAGCCCAGCACCCCCUACCACAGUAUGGUAGGCGAUGAUGAGGAUGGAGCCAGCGAUACAGAAUCCAAUGAAGCCUUGACUGCAGAUGUGUUGGCUGAAAAGUUAGCAGCUGCAGCAGAAGGUAAGGGGCCAAAGAUCUUAGCUGAGCAAGAGAGCACCGAUGAAGAGGAAGAUGACGAAGACUUGACUCCUGAAGAACUGGAGAAAAAGAGGCAGUUCGAAAUGAAGCGGAAGAUGCAUUACAACGAGGCCCAGAACAUCAAACUUGCCAGACAGCUGAUUGAGAAGGAGCUGCGUGGCGAAGCGGCCAGCGAAGAGGACGGCGACGAAGAGAUGCAGGACACGGCGGGCUUGGAAAGGAGGAGCCCCGAACUUGCACCUGCUCGCUCCUAGUGACUCGCUGGAGAACAUGGCCCCAGCCUCGAAGAAGUCUGCUCAGGACUGUGGCCGCUCCUCCUCCGGCCAUGCCUUUGUGUCCACUGCUUCACGGUUCGGAGGAGCGGGCCGCCUCUCGCUUUGUGUUGCCAGGAACGGGUGGUCAGUUGGCCAGGUGGCGACGCGGCUGAGCUGGCUGGCUCUUGGGCUGCCUUCCCGGGGCGGGGGCGGCGGCUUGGCUCAGCACCUGCAGCCCAGCUUCUUCAGGUGGUGUGAGGCUGUCGCUCCUCUGCCUCGUUCUGAAACCUGCAGACCACCCAGGCACUUCGUUUUUCUCUCGUUCUCGUAUUUGGCUCCCCUCUAGGACUGGCCGCAGGCCUCCUGCAAGGGCUUUCAGGCUGACAUGCCAAACUGCACUGCCAGGAGUGGAGACACCCCUGCGAGGAGCAGCUCUCUGACUGGAAGGGCUCUUUGGGAAAGGGGUGGAUUCGUAGAGCAGCUCUCCCUCGUGUGGUAUGCCCCCCCCCCGCCAUCCCCCCCACCCGGCCCAGUUGUCCUUCUGCUCGGUCAGGAUGCUGUGGCUGCUCUACGUGGGUGUUGGCAGGUGAAAAAGGAAGCAGGAGUUGCCUUCUGUCCCUGUCUCUCGGAGCCUCCUGCCUGUUGUGUGAGAGGUGUUCUGAGCCUAGAGUUGACUCGCAGAUCUCGCCCUGCUGUUCUCUUGGCCCCUCGGAAGGGUGCGUUGGGGGUCUGCUCGGCCAUUCCAGCCACCCCUUGCCAUUCCCAGCUUCUGUAUCCUUGAGCACUACUGUUUUUAUCUCUAUAUAAAUAAAUAAAUAAAGCAAGCAAGCAAGCAAGCCUCCAGAUAGAAGCCAGCUCUGAAGUCCUUCUUGGAAGAGGACUGUCUCGGGUAGUCCCAAACACGUGCCUGUUUCCCCCGUUAGGGCAGUCUCUAGUCCUUGACUUGUCCAGUGGGUUGUGUGCAAACCACUUGGCCUUUAGAGGAGCAGACGACACCCGCUCUGUGGUUUUGGGGGUGGAGAUGGGGAGAGAGACCCUUCUUGGAGGUCCUGAGCAGCGGUGCCUAGUUGAUGGGAGCAGGUAUUGGAGGAGCGCCAGUGGACAGGCUUCGUUGGAAUUACAUGGAUGGAGUACUUGGAAAGUUCUGCUUUAGAUGUUGAAUUGUGACACAACUCCAUAGAGUUCUAUGGACCUGUUUAAGAUGAUUUCUUGUCGUGUGUGUGUGUGUGUGUGUGUGUGUGUGAGAGAGAGAGAGAGAGAUGGAGAGAUGGGGUGGGGGGGAGCCUAUAUAAAAUAAUGAAAGCGAUUUUACAGUACUCCUCAACUAUGAAGUUCCCCUAAAACCUUAAUUUCUUUGCACUCUAGAAGAGAUGUGUGUAACCUCUGCCAGUACAGUGAUGUGGGAUAUUGUAGCAAGCGGAACUAUUUCACAAGAAGUCCAAACGAGACUGCACUAUAUAAGUUUUGCCCCUCCAUGGUAGGAGUGUGGCUUCCUGGAGUUCUCUUGGCAGAUCCGGCAUCCUUUCCCCUCUUUGAUCUUGGCCUUUUAAGAAAAGGAGAGGGUAACUUUUUGUUGCAGCCUUUUCUUACUGAGAGCAAAAGGUUCUGGGAGGUUAUUCAUCAUUUGUGAGGCUUAAUUCUGGUAACCUGGCACAGUCCAGGGAUGUGUGGGCAUGGCACUUGUGGGAAAGCGGCAUAUGGAUUUAAUCAGCACGUGGAAGAGAAAAGGUGUCCCCGGCCCUCUUCCCCAGGACACCUUGCCAGGCUGUGUGGCUUCCCCCCUGUGAGAUUGUGAGCCCUCUGGGCAGAGCUUGUCCCUUGUAUUCUGUACCGCACUGGCACUGAAUAAAUAUGAACACCGUC